Molecule: messenger RNA, 729 nt
Organism: Drosophila gunungcola (fruit fly)
Lineage: Eukaryota; Metazoa; Arthropoda; Insecta; Diptera; Drosophilidae
Product: putative fatty acyl-CoA reductase CG5065
Exons: 5
Coding region: 1-729 (242 amino acids)
Biological process (GO): long-chain fatty-acyl-CoA metabolic process
Cellular component (GO): peroxisome
Molecular function (GO): alcohol-forming very long-chain fatty acyl-CoA reductase (NADP+) activity
Source: RefSeq, a predicted model, not a curated record
AUGAUCUUUGUUCCCCCAGUAACUCCAGCUAUUGCUGAGCCUCUGCCAGGUUGGGUGGACAAUAUGAACGGGCCUACGGGAGUCCUGAUUGGCGCCGGCAAAGGGGUCAUCCGAUCCAUGAUCUGCAAUGGUGAACUUAAGUCUGAAGUCAUACCCGUGGACAUCGCCAUUAACGGUUUGAUUUUAAUACCUUACCACAACAGUCUUGCUGAGAAGAGAGCUCUCCAGAUACCUGUCUACAAUUUGACCGUGGACGAUGCCAAGAAACGCACAUGGAAGUGGAUAAUGGAUGUAGGUCGCGACUUGGGAAUUAAGUACCCCUUCGAAGUUGGACUCUGGUAUCCCGAUGGCAAUAUGACCUCCAGCAAACUCUAUCACACCAUCUGCACUGUCCUGUUUAUGUGGCUGCCAGCAUACUGUAUCGACUUUCUACUACUAAUCUUCGGACAACGUCGCUUCAUGAUUCGUGUACAAACAAAAGUCGCUGUGGGUCUGGAGGUUUUGCAGUUCUUUACAACGCGAAGCUGGGACUUCAAGUCUUCACACUUUGAGCAGAUCUACAAGGAACUGGGCGCAAUCGAUAGAAGGAUAUUUAAGAUCAAUACCAACGAUGUAGACGACCAUGAGUACAUGAAACUCAGCAUUUUGGGUGGACGUCAGUAUGUGAUGAAGGAACCUUUGACCUCGUUGCCUAAGUCCCGCAUACAGCUAAGAUUAAACUGGGAAUAA